GUCUGCCGUAGGUACCUUCGGGCUUCACGCUUACGGGCCACACGGUCCUACGGCUCACGGAGGGAAUCGGGGGAACGGACGGCGAGCGAGAGAAAAGGCGUGGCGUGCUGUAUGCAGGUAGGGAAAGAGAUGGAUGGAGAGAGAGAGAUAAUUACCUGCAUGCCGAUUCCGCCAUGGUUUUUAAAUCCCAUAUCAACUGGCACACCCGACAUGCCCGCACUUGAAUCCGUGGCUCUUCUCGCAAAAUCUCCAUUCACAUUCAUCCUCUCGUUUUCCGUGUUUAUGCCUGCUCGUCUCUCUUUCUACCUUUUGACUGAAUGCCUGGGCUUAUCACAUCCAAUCGCCAAAUCGUGUGGAACAUUGCAGUUACGGGGUGGAAAUCUCGCAACUGACACCAGGGAGGAACGUCGGCUCCAUCCCUCUCGUGUCUAG
Colletotrichum lupini is the source of this 432-nucleotide messenger RNA. RefSeq lists its product as uncharacterized. The annotation marks the transcript as partial. The transcript has a single exon. NCBI's taxonomy places the organism in Eukaryota, Fungi, Ascomycota, Sordariomycetes, Glomerellales, Glomerellaceae. The record is from RefSeq and is a predicted model, not a curated record.